AUUAUUGGCAAACAAAUGAGCAGCGGCGGCGACAUCAGCUGAUUGCAAAUGGCGGGAGGAGGCGCGUCGCUCCGGCUGCCAUUCAUCCUUUUCUCCUGCCACGGCCUCUGAUGGCGACGCGGCAGCCGUUCAGCGCCCAGGCCGUCCUCUACGUGCUCCUCGACUACCGGGACGAGGCGAGGCGAGGCGACGUGCAGGUCAUAUACAAGGCCUUGGAGAACACAGUGGUGGUGGGUGGGGGCGUGGUGGGGGGCGUGAGGCUGCCGGGGCUAGGGGUGGGGGCGUUGGGCUCCCCCUUCACCCGCCUCCUCCGCCUCACCCCCAUCCGCGGUCAUCUCCCCUCCCUCAUCUCCGCCCUGCCACGGAUGCUGGAGGACCUCACCCCCGCGGACAGGAGCACGGAGAUCAACCAGGAGGUGGGAGAGGCCCUGGAUGCUGUGAUCGCCGAGGCAGCAUCCUUCCCACCUGCAUCUCAGCACUCUUUGCAGAUGGUAGUGGUGACUUGGGGGCCCGUGGCGGUGCUGACGGAGGCGCUGUCGCAAGUGCUGACGCUGGAACACGCUAGGUACCUCAGCGCUGUGCAUGUCGCAGGAGUUGAGAGCCUGGAGGAGGGGGCGCUGGGGGGGGCUGAGGGGGGGCGGCCCCGGGGGGACGCUGUGGGGGGGGUGUGGGUGACGGGAGCGACCUACCCCCCCGACCCCUACACCUUCGCGGCCCUCUUCAAGUCAUGGCUUCUGGAGAGUAAAGGGAAGGAACCACACCUCCACCUUAUCUUCCCUCCCUCCUCCACCUCCACCUCCUCCACCUCCACCACCACCACCACCACCACCAGCGACUCCUCCACCGAACCUCUCACUUUGUUGUUGGACAUGCAGGAAGUGAUGGUGGAGCCUGCCAGCCUGCCCAGCGCCAUUGCCUCACGCCUCACCAUUCACGCCAACUUGUACCGCACCGUCUGCACCACGCAAGGCAGCACCGUGGCCGUCCCCCAGGUGCAGGUCGUCAAGAGGGUACAGGUGGGCUCCGUCGCCCCGGCCGUGUUUGGCGCCGCCCACCACCUGCUGCCUUCCGCCGCCGCCGCCCUCUCAUUCAACACCAUCUGGGACAACAGGCAGCUGGUCGCCUCGCUCUGCCACCAGCUGGAGGAGGCGGACGAGGGGCUGCUGGCGAGGGUGGAGGCCCCCCCCGGCGCCCUCAGCCCCAUCGUGGUGGUACUGCCCGCCCCCCACUGCUCAGCCCUGUCCCUGGUCCAUGUGGCGCCCUCUGAACUGAUGCUGGCUGAACGACACUGCCCCGCCCCCCCUCACCCCAUCCCCGACAAGCUGGCCCAGGCAAUCUCCAGCUCCCUCGCCAGCCUCACCCUCUCUGACCUACGCCUUGAGGACCACACCUCCCCCCUCGUCCACGCCCUCGCCGCCCACUACACGCACCACGGCCGCCCCCACGCCAGGGGCGGCACUAACCAACAACAACAACAACAACAACAACAACACACCACCGCCCCCCAUCACCACCAGCCCCCCUCCACCUUCACCUCCACCGGCUACGUCUACACCCUCCCACGCCCCUCUCCCCCCCGACACCCCGCCCACCUGCCCCCCAGCCGAGGGAGGGGGGGCAGGGGGGGGCGGCGAGCCACGAGAGCUCACCUGUCCAGAGGAGGUGUGUUUGGUAAUCCGAUUUCGGGGGGGGCGGGGGAGGGGGGAGGAUUAAAGAGGGGGAGAGGGGAGGGGGUUGAGUGGGGGAGCAGUAUGGGAGGUAAGAGGGGGGAGAGAGAGGAGGGGUUGAGAGAGGCGAGAGGGAAGGGGGGAGGAUACGAGGGGAGGGAUUUAACAGGGAGAGAGGGGGAGGAGGAGGGGCAUAUAGAGGGGAGAAGCAUUAGGGGAGAAAGAAAAGGGAGGUAG
Eriocheir sinensis (Chinese mitten crab) is the source of this 1904-nucleotide messenger RNA. RefSeq names its product meiosis 1 arrest protein-like. The transcript has 12 exons. Lineage: Eukaryota; Metazoa; Arthropoda; Malacostraca; Decapoda; Varunidae. Gene Ontology annotation, biological process: male meiosis chromosome separation; meiosis I; spermatogenesis. Bases 111 to 1904 code for a protein of 597 amino acids. The record is from RefSeq and is a predicted model, not a curated record.